Molecule: messenger RNA, 5799 nt
Organism: Spodoptera frugiperda (fall armyworm)
Lineage: Eukaryota; Metazoa; Arthropoda; Insecta; Lepidoptera; Noctuidae
Product: myosin-7B
Exons: 16
Coding region: 437-3838 (1133 amino acids)
Source: RefSeq, a predicted model, not a curated record
CUCAUCGACACACAGACGCGCGGACGCGACAACGAACCUCCAUUAUAAAUAACCUCCUUUUAUUUAAUCUGUGCGCUCGAUAGCCUAUUUUUUUUUCUAUUGAGUCUGUAGUGUAACGAGCUGUCAAAUUGUAAUUUUGCCGCGAACGUAAUUGAGGUUAUGAUUUUAUUUUCUGUGUUUGUAAACAAUUUUAUGUGUGUUUUAAGUUGUUAAGUGGGGUUUUUAAUGAGUGCUUGUUAAGUUAAGUGAGAAAAGAACGGUUUAAUGUGUAUUCGUGGUUAAAUAUCUAGUGUUUGUUGUGUUUUUUUUAUUAUUUUGCGUUUGUUUUCAAAAAGUGUGACGCGUCAUGUGUUUCGUAUUUUGAUUUCUGAAGUUGGAUCGCGACCAGUCGCUAGGACAUCGCCGGGCCAGGCGGACAUGACAACAAAACGACGCCAUGUUUAAUUUCUUCAAGAGAAAAGGCGGGAAGCCCGAGGCCGCGCCGGCAACGCCCGACGACGCCCGAAAACUCCCGAACCCCGACCAUACGAAAUUAACAUCAGUUACAGCGCGCGCGCAACGAAACGAUGAGCCAAACGAAAAAUUCAACACAAUACGCAAAGAUGUAGUGAACCUAUUGUUACCUGAGACUGACUACAAUAACCAGAAGACUGGAGUCGGCGCUAUCCUGCAGAUUAUGGCCGGGAAACGAAAGAAGGGGAAGCGAAGAAACGUACGCACUGAAUCGUGUAGGAUCAGCCCCUUGAGAGAGACGAAUAUACUGCAAAGGAGCAAUUCUGAUCGGAAGCCGAGUGACGUGCCCGUUCCCACACAAGCCAAAAAUACACCAGACGAUGCGGACUUCGUAAAAGCUUUGGUACUGCAGAAAUAUUCUAAGAGCAACGACAAUAAGGAACACGUGUCACUUGUGUACGUGAACGAGCCUGAUUUGGAUGAAAAAAAGCAUGCAGAGGCAUUACUUCGGGAGAUCGCGCGCUCAAUAGACUGUACUGUAGACAAGUUAAAUGAAACCAAACAGAUGGGUGCGACGGAUAGCAAAGUAGUUAAGAGUGAACCUCUAUACGAGAGUAUUGACGAACGAAAUUUGAAUUAUAGAAAUGAAUUGAAGGAAGAAUUAAAUAAAUUGUUGGAUGCGGAGAAUGAGAAUAAGGAAACAGUGAGUACAGAAGCUGAAUCGCCUGGGGUGUCGAAGAAAUCUAACUUGAAGCCUCCAAGGUCUGAUACGGAAGGCUGUUCAGACGACGACAGAUCAGACUGUGGGAAGAAGAGAGUCACAUUCAGAAAGCACAUAGUCUUUGAUGAUGGAGAGCAGCAAACCGAUGAAGAAGUCUGCUCCUCCUUCGAGUCCCUCUCCUCUGAAGAUGAGGAGUUUUUAGAAGACGCUGACGACAUUAUUUUCGCUGAUAACACAACAGUUAUCAAUGUCAAUGGUGAUCAAGAUGAGAAUGAGAAAGUGACUAUUAAAAUUGAGAGUCCCGAUACGUUGAAAAGGAUUUCGAGUGAUAACAGUGAUAGUGGGUUUAUAGAAAUAGGUGAUAAGAGUGAGGUUACAGACAAAUGUGAGAGUAGUGAGAGUGAGAGUGAGGAAGAAGUGAGUGAGAGUGAGACUGAGGAGGAGAUUAUAGAAGAGAUUAUUGAAGAAAUUGAAGAGAUCAGUGUUUGUGAACCUUUUGAAGUUGACAAUGGAAGCAAUUCGGAUGAGCCGAAAACCCUAGUGUCUCAGGACUCGAAAUUCCAGUCACAAGUAGCAUCACUGACAGACCUAGAAGACACGAGGUGCUCAGAAGCCGAAAGAACGAGAGAACUCAUCGCAGCUUACACGAAAGAAAUAGAAGAGAAGGAACAAGAGAUACAGCAAUUAAAAUGCGAGCUUGCAGCGGCUUACAAGGAGUCGGAGCUGGUCCGCCAGAGGAGCAGGUCCUUGGAGGAGGAGCUGACGGCAGCCAGGACAUGUUCCUCGAACCUCGCUGACCAACUGCAUAGGCGGAAUGAUGAGUCCCUACGCCAGAUCCGAGCGGAGCUGGAUGACGUGCUGGGCCAGCGAGCGGAGCUGGAGUCCAGGGUGCUGGCGCUGGAGCGGGACAAGGAACGACUCGAGCAGGAGAAGGUGGUGCAGGAGCAGAAGGCUCAGGAGGCACUAUCAGCGGCCGAGGCGUGCACGAUGAAGUGGCGCGCGGCGCACGAGGCGGCGCGCUCGCAGGCGGCCGCGCGCGCCGAGCGCAUGCUGGCAGACUGCGAGUGGAAGAUGAGGGAGCUGGAGAAACGGGCACGGGAUGCUGAGAAACAUAAUAAAGAGCUAACCACAACAGUAGACCAGCUCAAAUCGGACCCCAAACCCUCACCAGCUCAAGUAGCCGAGCUCCAACAGCUGCGAGGACUGGUCACAGAACAGCAGCGCUCAGUCCAAUCUCUUACCUUGCAACUCCAAAGAGUGGAGACGAGAGAAGAGGCUCUCAAACUUGAGGUCCAUAGGCUGAAGGAGUUACUAGAGAGGGAGACUUGCAGUGGGAAGGAGAAAGAAGAGAGAUAUAAGAAGGAAAUACAACAUCUCAAAGAUGAACACUCCAAGUCUCUAGAGACUGUACGAUCAGAUCUCCAGUCAGCGGCCGCUAGUUCUAGAGCGGCGCUAGAGAGGAGUCAUGCUGAGCGAACCCGCGCAGCCCUGGCCCAACUAAGAGCUGAGGCACAGCAGGACGCCAGGAAUGCUGAUCGGAAGCUCCGGGAGGUUACUGCUAGGCUGGAGAACUUGAAAGAAGUGCUAGCGACAAAAGAGAGUCAGUAUGAGCGCGCCAUAGCCGAGGCGCAUAGUAAGGCAGACUGGGACAUCAUGCAACUACGACAUAUGUUAGACAAGGCAGACAUCAAUUACGCCAACAAAGUUGAAGAGAUGAGCGAGAGAUUUGAGAAGGAGAAAGAAAGUUUAAUAGAAGAAUGGACAGAGAAAGUAAGAGAAAUAGAAGAACAAGCAGCCACAGCAGCUGAUGAAGCUAAGAACCUUCUAGAAUCUACUAGACUGAAGCUCAUCGCAGAGAGGAUGGAACAGGUCAACAAACUGAAGGAACAACACCGACAGGAGAUGGAUGAUCAAUGGGAGCAAUUUAUGGAGGACAAAGAGAAUUGUUUGGCGAGAAUGAAGACGGAGUGCAGACAAGAGGGAGAGGAAGAAAGAGUCAAGAGGGAGAAAGAGUUGAUAGAAGAAAUAGCCGAAUUAAAAUCGCAACUGCAAGCUCAAUCAAGCGAGUAUGACCACCUCGCGUUGAAAGCAGCGGCGUGCGGGAGGACGCUAGCGGUCACUGAACAAGAAUUGAGAGAGGCAUUGGCGAGAGAGAAAGAGUUGCGAGAGAAGAGAUCGGAAGAUGCGACGAAGAUUAAACAAGUGGAGAAUGCUUCGAGGGAUCAAAUUGAACAUCUCACUAGAAAAUGCGCCUGUUUGAGGAAGCUCUUCGACGACAUUCGAGCGAGACUCACCGCCCGCGAGCGAGCAGCUGAGCAGGAGUCCAAGGCGAAGGACAAGGAGCUCCAUCAGCUGAGGGGCGAAGUCGCCAGGCUCACCAAAUUACUCUUCGAACAAAACACUCCAAAAUUAGGUGCACGUACAAGGGCCGAUGGUUGCGAGACUGCGCCCCCCGAGGAGACGGCAGCGGAGCCCCGGCGCAAGGGUGGGACUCUUCGCACUCCCGAACCGAUUCGGAAGAACUCGAUGUUAGCCGAUUUCAGCCGACCGCGCCUCACUCCCGUCGACAUCACAGGAGGUCGACCCCGGGCCAAAAGCGUGGACCUCCCAGCAGUGCAAGUGCCAGUUAGAAUAAAGCAAUUAGAAGAGAGAAAUAAAGAGUAAAAUAUAUAGUUUUUUAUUGUACAUUGGCUAUUUGAAACCUUAUUUUUUGCUUGUUAAGGUAUGAUUUUGAAUAGAGAUAAUUUUCUCAGGUUUUAUGAUACCUAUAAUAUUUAAACUGUUCCGUUUUUAUAGCAUUGUAUGACAAGACUCCGUGGUGAACUAAUAUGAAUAUUUAAUUAUUAUGUUAUCGGCUUACUCACGUAACUGAUUGACGAGGAACUCGACUAGUUUCAAGCCAUGCUAGAGGCUCAUAUUCAUGAACAGCAUUCCGCGACACACGACGCGGUGACAGUCAAAUAAUGUAUUCCAAUUAAUCCAUAAAUAGGUACUUUUGACAUCAACAACAAAUAAAGUAAUAAAAUCUCCGCUCCGCUUCAAUGGAAAAGAUUUCGAGCAUAAUGAUUGGCCAAUUCGUGCACCGCUAAGCUCCUCUCCGCCCCGGUCCGCGUCAGUGGAAACGCGGCCUAAAUAGUUUGUCAGUCUGUCCGUCAGUGAAGCUAGGUGCUCGUUCGGAGAAGAACGAGCAAAAAAUUCCAUAAUCCAAAAUCUUCUACUUAAUUUAAACAGUCAUUGCAAGUCAGUCCCUAAGUCCAUAAUCGUCUCUCCUUACCUAAUAGCGACUAGACAUCUCAGCCAAUGUAUCAUUUAAAACUAUUUACUUCUAGAAAAUGAUUCCCAAUUUAGGAACUUAGCAGUCGGUCGUUUUUAAAAUUUGUGACAAUCUAAGUACAGCAGAUAUAGCUUCAAGCAAUCUCCUGGCAUUUUAUCUGCCUUUAGGAACUUCAUUUCUGAAAAAAUAUUAAAAAGUUUAGUUUAGGGUCAUUUAUAGCUCGAGACGCCGUACUCAAAGUCAUUUAAUGGUUACUUAUCCCAGUCCUUAGCAAGUGUUUUCGAAACAAAAUCAUGACUAAAGAGUAGUUAAAGUACAUAUAUUAUAGUAGUAGUGGACUUCCCUUGGGUGCAAACGAAACGGUUCGAAUCCACGUUCCUAAUCCGUGCAGCCAGGGAAUGGAACAAUCUGCCGGCUUCUAUCUUUCCUGAGAACGACCCGGAUCUUUUCAAGGUCAGAGUGAAUAGUUACUUUCUAAGUCUGUGUGCUCCAUCUUCGGCCACAUCUUCGCUUCGCCGUCCUGGCAGUAAGCGGGUUGGUGGCCAAACGCAGACUUAUCAACGUUGAAAAUAAAGUAAUCAUUAAAUGUCUAUGAGUACGGCAGUUACUAUUCAUGUUUACAAUAAUCAUCUACCGACUGACUAAAAAAAAGUUAAAUUUAAAUACUUUAUACUCUUUUGCUUAUUCGCCUUUAAUACCGAAGAGAAAGGGUAUCAAAUGUAUACUAUUAAAUAAUAAUAUGUAUAAGUGCAAUAAUAAUAAUAUUUAAUAGAUAUUUUUUAAUAAUACUCAUUAUUAUUAUUUUUUAAAUAAUGUAAAAUAAAUAACAUCUGCCAAGAAUAUUAUAGUGAUGUCAUACUAAAAAAAAGUGUUUAAUGAAAUGCAAAUUUUUUCAUAUCAACCAAUUUUAUAGUCAAAUUUCGCAGAUAAUUCUCUUGUCGUUCAUAAUUUUAUUCUUGAUUAUCGCCGUCGAUAUAAAAAAUACGUCAAAUUAUGUAUUAGUCUUACUUAUAGCAUUAUAACAGACAUUUUGGAACAGACUUUUAAAGAAAAAGAAAUAAAACUGUGUGAAUGAAUAAAAUAAAUAGUAAACCUAAAAUAAUGAAUCUUAAAUCACUUUAAACACCUUUUAAACAUUUAUUUACAAAGGCCUCUCAGAUUCUGCCUUAUAAUAAAUGUCGUCGAGUGAAUAGCAAUCUUUACUUCGUAAUAAAUCGAUAUUUAAAGAUGAAUGGUUAUAUAAUGCACUCAAAAUGCAUUCUCUUAACAUUUAUUUAUAUAAAAGCUGUAUUUAAUCGUUGACUGUGUACAUAUUACAUGAUUUUUUGUAAUAAAUAUUUUGAAAAUAAUA